Messenger RNA from Ochlerotatus camptorhynchus, 4057 nucleotides. Its product is annotated as aminopeptidase N-like. Gene Ontology annotation, cellular component: cytoplasm. Gene Ontology annotation, molecular function: metalloaminopeptidase activity; peptide binding; zinc ion binding. The record is from RefSeq and is a predicted model, not a curated record. The coding region runs from base 817 to 4041 and encodes 1074 amino acids. Lineage: Eukaryota; Metazoa; Arthropoda; Insecta; Diptera; Culicidae. The transcript is spliced from 11 exons. Gene Ontology annotation, biological process: peptide catabolic process; proteolysis.
CACUGCUAGAGUACGGUUACGUCCUGGAGUAGUCUCACGAUAGGAAGAAAGUGCUUCUAUAUCAGUAGUGUAGUUUCCCCUCCGUUUCACGGUUGGGUGGUUGUUCUCAGCAAAUCAACCGGUCUUUCUUUGCCGCUGAUAACCGUCUGUGAGAGUUUGAAUUUUUGAAUAUUAUGUCUAGCCUGGUGAAUGGUGAUUUUUGAAUCAAGUAGAAUUAACCGAAUGCGUCACAGUUAUGCCGACCUGAUUGCUGAAUGGCACAAAGUGGAGGGUAAUCAUACUAUCAUCUCAUAUUCUGAUUACUUUCCUAAUCGAAUUAAAGGAAGAAGUUGGAAGUGUAAAACUACGACAACGGCUUAUGGCAGAGCAGGGUCAAGAGCAAAUGCUGUGUAGAUCCAAGUUAAUCAAUUUUCUCCUAGUCAUAAAGUUGAACAGAGUGCAUGACAGUGAACUGCAGUAGUGUGUCUAUCCUUAGGAAGAGAGUAAGAAAAGUGUUAUUACAUCCCCAUCAUCAGUAGCAGCUCUACUAGCAGGACGCUAUAAAGUGUGAUUAGCUUCAAGGUCUCGUAUCUGCCACAAUCCAUCAUCAUCAGCUAAGAUCACACAGUGCUAUCGGUAAUUGAAAAGGAUAAAAAUUGUAUUGAAUUUCACCAAGUGAUAGUGCUUUUCCUAACGGGAACAACGUGGGAUACGAGAAACCAGAGGGAAUGAGCCCUUGAGUGGUUCUUGAAUUCCCCGUAUGAAAGAUUAUUCGGAUGAAUUGACACUAUUCAACGCUACCGCAUCUCAUCACAACCCCAUCCAAAUUGGCUCAAGAUGAACAACAGUAAGAUGCAAAUACGGGAGAACUUAACGAUGGACGGAAACACCAGGACGUACACUGAAAAUCGGGGUUACUUCAUCACUCGGAUGACACUUUUGACGACAGUAGCCAUAUUCAGUUGCCUGCUGGUGGGCACAGGACUGCUCAUAUAUCACUUUGCCGGUUGCCAGGAAAUACCAGUGCACGCCAGCAUAUGCGAUCAUCGUUACCACUUUACGUCCAACCUCUCCCGGUUACAUCCCGACACAACACCACUAGACGCUAGCACGGCACCGUCGACGACGAGCACGUCUUCUAGCACUACGACCACAAGUGUCACCGAAAUCAGCCAUCAAUCUACCAGCUCGUCUGAUGGCCAGCCAAAAACAGCCCAAGAAGACGAUGUACGGUUGCCAAGAUCGAUCGAACCGAUUGCGUACAACAUUCGACUAAUACCGUUCAUAUUUGAAGAUAAUUUUACAUUCACCGGUACGGUUGACAUCGUGAUACGGGUGAAGGAAGACUGUGAUAACAUAACACUGCACGCGGUGGCCCUGCAAAUCCACGAGGCACAUGUUCGACGGCAUGAGCCUGGCGCUAGUUUAGAAGACGACGAUGGCGAUAAUGGAGGUCGCAACGCGCGGCACGUUCGCACCACAAGCGAUGCAACAGGCGACAGUGGUGAUAAUCGAGAGCAAAACGAAGUGGACAAUGUUGGGGAUGCUGCUGAUGAUGAUGCCGGUGAUUCAAGGCGAAUCGAAAUAGACCGACAGUUUGUUGUGGAGAGCAAACAAUUUUAUGUGCUUAUGUUCAAGCGGAAAUUGCGCGCUGGUGAAAGAUACGUGGUGAGGAUUAAUUACGUUGGGGUGCUCAACGAUUAUCUGCAAGGAUUCUACCGUAGCUCGUAUGUUGUGCGGAAUGAAACAAGAUGGCUAGCCACAACGCAAUUCCAGCCCACGGAUGCCCGCCGAGCUUUUCCGUGCUUUGACGAACCAGCGCUGAAGGCACGCUUCAGCAUCAGCCUGGCUCGUCCUAAGAACAUGGUUUCUCUUUCCAACAUGCCAAAGCUGAAAACCUAUAAUGCACCCGAACAUGGACUGGAAGACUACGUAUGGGAUAUCUACCAGCAAUCGGUACCGAUGUCCACGUAUUUGGUGGCAUUCGUGGUUUGUGAUUUUGUUCAUCUAAGUUCCGGGAACUAUGCCGUUUGGACGCGGUCCGAUGCAAUCUCCUCUGCUCGAUACGCGUUGGACGUGGGACCUAAGAUAUUGAAAUACUUGGAACAAUUCUUCGAUAUCAAAUAUCCACUUCCAAAGAUGGACAUGAUAGCACUGCCGGAUUUCAGUGCUGGCGCGAUGGAGAACUGGGGUCUUAUCACGUAUCGAGAAACCGCUAUGCUGUAUGAGGAAAAUGUUUCUGCCAACAGUAACAAGCAGAGAGUGGCGACGAUUGUGGCACAUGAAUUGGCUCAUCAGUGGUUCGGAAAUCUUGUGACACCCACCUGGUGGACUGAUCUCUGGUUGAAUGAAGGCUUCGCCAGCUACAUGGAGUAUUUGGGCGUAGAUGCCGUGGAACCUGCGUGGAAACCCAUGGAGCAGUUUGUGGUCAACGAGUUGCACAACGUAUUUUCGUUGGAUGCGCUGUCGUCUUCGCAUCAAAUAUCGGUGAAGGUGCAUAAUCCGGAAGAGAUCAACGAAAUAUUCGACAAAAUUUCGUACGGCAAAGGGGCAGCAAUUAUUAGAAUGAUGGAUCAUUUCUUGACUAGUGAGGUGUUCAGGAGAGGUCUCACGAAAUAUUUGAAUGAGAAGAAAUAUCAGAGUUCCGAUCAGGAUGAUCUUUGGACGUUCCUGACUGCGGAAGCUAGGAACCUAAAUGUCUUUGACGAUUCAACUACCGUAAAAGAAAUUAUGGACACAUGGACAUUGCUGACCGGUUUUCCCGUUGUUACGGUAACACGCGAUUACGAGAGCAAAACCAUCGUAUUCGCUCAGGAGCGGUUUAUCUUCAUUGAGCCCAAUAAGAAUACAUCGAAAAAAAGCGAAGAGGGUCCAUUGUGGUGGAUUCCGAUCACGUUUACUACUUUGGGCGAGAGUAAUUUCAACAAUACGAAGCCAAACAUCUGGAUGCGUGCGGAGGAUAAGUUGGAUUUACAGGAUAUGGAUAUUCCGAAUCACGAUUGGAUGAUUGUUAAUAUUCAACAGACUGGCUACUACCGGGUCAACUACGACCAACGCAACUGGGGUAUGAUUGUUGACCAUCUGCUGGACAAACGAAAGCACACCACCAUUGCACCAUCCAAUCGAGCACAGUUGAUCGACGAUGCUCUCAAUUUGGCCCGGGGAGGAUAUCUUGACUAUAGCGUGGCGUUGAACGUUACUCGCUAUUUGGUCCACGAAACCGAAUAUGUUCCUUGGAAGGCCGCCAUUGGAUCGCUGAACUUCAUCGACUCAAUGCUCAUCAAAACCAGCAACUAUGACAAAUUUAAGAAAUAUUCACUGCAUUUGCUGAAACCAAUUUACGAAAAAGUUGGAUUUGAAGAUCCAAAAGACAGUCAAUUACUGACGAUCUACAAACGAGUUGAUGUGCUUACUGCUGCCUGCCAUCUGGGUUACAAGGACUGUGUCAGCAAAUGUGUCCAAAAGUUUUACGAGUGGAUGCAUCAGCCCAAUCCAGACAUCAAUAAUCCAGUAUCUCCCAAUUUGAAAAACAUCGUCUACUGCACGGCAAUCAAGUAUGGUGACCAGGCCGAAUGGGAAUACGCUUGGAAACGGUUCCAGAAGACGACGAUUCCCAGCGAAAAGGAAACACUGCUGUCCGCCUUGGGAUGCUCGAGGGAAACAUGGAUCCUUACGCGCUUUCUCGAGUAUUCAAUGACGGAUGAGUUCGGUAUUCGCAAGCAGGACGUAUUCCGAGUUUUCCUAGCGGUGUCAAACAACGUAAUUGGCCAACCGAUUGCGUUCAGCUACAUUCGUAACAAUUGGAAAAAGAUGAAAGAUUACCUGGGAACAUCGAUGUCCAAUUUGAAUAUGAUCCUGAUGUACUCAACGAAACGCAUAAACACAAGAUAUGAACUUGAUGAGCUGAAGGAGUUUGCCCAAACUCACGUGAAGGAUACGGGACGAACCAUUCAGCAAGCCAUUGAACGGGCCCAGGCAAACAUCGUAUGGAUGGACAUGAAUGCCGAUACCAUCAUUGAGUGGUUGAGCGAAGUUCAGUACGAUCCCGAAGAUGAUAUGUAAGGCGAGUGUUUGUUUU